UUAUGUGGACAAAAUUAUAAAUAUAAAGACGGAGGAAGACAGACUGAUCAACAUUUAUGUAUGAACAUCGAUUAUCGACUGACCCGCGUAUUAUUAUACGGUAUUCAUGUUUUAUUAAAUAUUACUGCAAGCAAUCUAUUCAUUAUAAAUCGAUUACUCGUUCCAUUGCCUGUUAAACAAUUAUUUCAGGUACCUAUCUAUAUUUUAGGAAGUGUAAUUUAUUCAACAAAGUUUCAUCACAACGUGCUGAACAGUAGGAUACAGCAAUGGCUUCAAAAAGGUUGUAAGUAUAAACAUUUAAGUAUAAUAAGAUAAUAAUGUAAAGGUCUGAUAUUGGAGAAUAGAAGUGCCACUGUUGAAGGAUGGAAGUACGGAAGUAAGGUGGUAGGAAACACAAAGUUAUUUGAUUUAUAUCCAUACUUAAUGAUUAACCAUUACUAAAGAAAAACGACUAAGUACGAAUUCGGUUAUACAUGUUUUGAAUUGCCGCAUUUUAUACGAUUUUCGUAUAAAUUUGAUAUCGAAAAAGGAUUAUAAAUAAUAUUACAUACACCAUUACGUUCAUUUCUUUUCCACUAAGUGUAAAUUAUAAAUAAUAAUUAUCAAAUAUUACUCGUACAAUAAAUUGAAUCCUAAUAUGGCAUACAUAUUGUUGGCAAAGCAAUGUUAUCAAUUGAACUCUGCUUAGAGUCGUUUUUUUUUUUGUUAGAAAUGGUUAAUUGUUGCUUAACUAAAACAGUUGCUGCACCCACUUGCCAUGAUGCCCGGCUUUUUUUAAUAAUUAAAUUUACCUAUAGUUCAGAUUUGUUUGAUUUAUUAACUUAGUAUCAACACAUUUUUGAUUUUUUUUUACUAAAAACGUAAUAAAUUAAAAUUUGAAAAACGGGUAUUCAUAUAAAUAAUAAUUAUAAAACCAAUUUUAAGGAAGAGAUAUAUCCCCGAUUUCCCUAAUUUGCUCUUUAUAUACACCAUUGCCAUACAUAUUUAUUUACGGACAAUAAAUUCUAUUAAGUAUAAAGUAAUUGACUAAUUAAAUAAAAUUUUAUUUAGACAAUUUUCUAAAGUAACACAAUUGAAACUGGGAAAUAAAAUUUUAGAAGAUUAUGAAAGGGAAAACUGGAACCCGGAAAUGAAAGAAAUUCAUUCAAUGUUAAAACAAUCAGACUUUAAGGUAAGUGCCUAUCUAUUAAGUGUAGAUCAAUAUUUAUUGGAUAAUGUAUUAAUAUUAAAAGAAACUUUUAAUCAGCUUCCAUAUUUUUUAAACUUAAUUAAAAUUUAAAACAAUAAAUUAAAAUAUCACUAAAGUUUUAUCAAAUAUACAUUAGAAAUUUAUAUCUAUCAUUAACUAUUUAUUUUAUUUUGAUAAGUGUUAUAAUAUAUACUUAAUCCAUAAAAUCAUCAUAUUUAGGAAACAAUGUUUUCUUUUAAUAUAUACAUUAAUAUAUUCUAGUAAAAUUUUUUCUUUGUUUGUGAUCAUAGUUAGAUUAUUCAAUACUUAAGAUAAAUUUAGAUAUACUAAGUUAUACUUAUUGAAUAAUAGCAAAAUAACAAAAGUUGGGUAAAUUAGUGAAAAUAAUUAAUUGUGGCAAGUUAAGUUAAUUCAAAUGCCUUCAGUCAAAAUUAAUUUAUAGCUAUCAUAAACUAUCUAUUUUAUUUUUAUAAAAGUGUUAUAUAGCUAAAGUCUAUAAAAUCAUCAUAUUUAAGAAAAAAUAUUUUCUUAUAUACAUUAUAUAUUCUUGUAAAAUUGUUUGUGAUUAUACUAUCAUAGUUUGAUGAUACCUAAGAUAAAUUUGGGUAUACUUGUUGAAUAAUAGCAAAAUAAAAUAUGCAUGAAAUUUGGGUACGUAAUACUUAAUUCACUUAUAAGUAAAUAUAAAUAAUUUUACAGUAUAAAAUUGGGUAUUUUCGUACAUAUAAUAUGUAUUUUAUACAGUACCUACUAUAUAAUAUGUACUACAUAUAAUAUGAUGGAUGGGACACUGUUGUAGGUUUGAUGUUUGGAAGGUAGUAUAUAGAGAGGAAUUUAAUGUAUAUUUGUAUGCAACGAUUUCCAUCAAAAUUUGAUAUUUAAAUUCUUUUUUAAAAAAAUACUACAUUAAACUCUACUUUUUCUUAUUAGCCAAUGACCACGAAAUAUAACUUAUAAUGAACUUACUAUUAAAUUUUCAAGAACUUUUGCUUCAAUCCAUUUUAUCUACAGUGUAAGUACCUUUAAGUACAGUAAAAAGAGCUUGUAAGAGGUACAAAGUACGGUAAAAAUUUACAAAAUUAAAAUGUUUAUAAAUAGCUUGGUUUUGAAUAUUUGAAUAUUAUUUUUAUUCUCCAAACGUUUUUUUCCAAUUAUUAUGAAAACUGCUUAGGAAAUUAAAAAAUAACCUCCUCAAAGUACCAGCUAAAUAAAAUUCCUUUUCAGAAAAAGUACUGCACCUAAUAUAUCUAAGCAAGAUUUCUGGCCUCACUCGGGUCUCAGAAUUUAAAACUAAAAAUGACUAGAAGUAAAUAGGUAUGUACAAUAAAAAAAUCAUACAGAGUAUGAUUUGAUUUCAGGUUUUGGAUGUAGAAAAAAUAAAUAAUCCAUAUUUGUACGGUAUGUACUUAUUACAUAAAGAAGAAAUGAUAAAGAACUCAAAAAUAGUAAUAGAAGAUUUACUAUAUCAUUGUACUUCACCAUCGAAUGGGCUAAAAAUUGCCAGUAAAAACAUCGAUUGGCGGUUAACUUGUCGCACACGCUUUGGACAAGGGGCGUGUUUUUCAAAAUCUCCUCGAUAUGCACAUACGCAUGCUGGUUCAGAUGGAGGUAAACAAAUUAUUUAAACUUUUUAAUUAUUACUAAUUUGUAAUAUAUUUUUAUUUUGUAUACUUCUUUAGUUUUUGUUGUUUGCAAAGUUUUGAUGAGUGUAAUACAGAACUUAUAUCUGGCGAAUUACAAUUUAAAGAUACCCAGUGAUGGUUAUGAUACAACUUUGGGAAAUAAUGGUCAAGUAUAUGUUAAAUAUGAUGAUUUUACAUUUUAUCCUAAAUAUAUUAUCUAUUAUAAAUAAGUUUUAUUAAUAUGCUAACAGAUAACAAUAAAGUUUUAUCUUAUUUAAAAAUUAUCAGUAUCUUCCUAUAUAAUAAUUUUUUAAUUUUUUUGAAAACUUAUGCUUUAUAAUAGGUACAUUUAAUAUUUAAUUAUUCUAAUGUAUAUUUAAUUUUAUAAUUCAAAUUAAUAUUAAUUUUAAUUAAAUGUAUAGUUAAAUCAUUUUGUUUACAUUAAUCAAAC
Cinara cedri is the source of this 3262-nucleotide messenger RNA. NCBI's taxonomy places the organism in Eukaryota, Metazoa, Arthropoda, Insecta, Hemiptera, Aphididae. The record is from the annotation of a GenBank genome assembly.